Molecule: messenger RNA, 2744 nt
Organism: Lates calcarifer (barramundi perch)
Lineage: Eukaryota; Metazoa; Chordata; Actinopteri; Centropomidae
Gene: fgf1a
Product: fibroblast growth factor 1a
Exons: 3
Coding region: 209-682 (157 amino acids)
Biological process (GO): fibroblast growth factor receptor signaling pathway; regulation of cell migration; positive regulation of cell population proliferation
Cellular component (GO): cytoplasm
Molecular function (GO): fibroblast growth factor receptor binding; growth factor activity
Source: RefSeq, a predicted model, not a curated record
AUCACACUCCAUACCAUUAUCCCAUUUGGAGGUUGAGGCCAGGAGUCGGGGACGCGCAUCCAGCUGCCUGUGUGGUCUCUGCGCUCGUUCACGACCAUGUAGGCACCUGACCACUGCAGGGGGACAGAGAGAUCCCGCUGAUAAUUUGACCAUCUAAAAAUCUCCGCUCCAGUGAAAACCCGUCAGAGCGGCGUCUCCUCUGAACAGGAUGGCGGAUGAAGAAGUGUUCCGGGCGGAGGAUCAGACCGUGGACGGCGGCCUGCUGCCGCGGGACUACCGGCGGCUAACUCGGCUGUACUGCAUGAAUGGCGGACACCACCUGCAGAUCCUGCCCGAUGGGACGGUGCAGGGGCAGAGGGAUGAUGGGGACGUUCACACUGUUCUAAAGAUCAAAGCUGUGGACAGAGGAGUUGUGGUCAUCCAAGGAAGAGAGGCCGGGAGAUAUUUGGCGAUGAGCGAUGAGGGACGUUUGUACAGUUCACCCACAGUCACUGAUGAAUGUUACUUUCUGGAGAAACUGGAGGAGAACCACUACAACACAUAUCGGUCUCAGAAAUAUCAGGAGAGGAACUGGUACGUGGCUCUGAAAAAGAACGGAAAACCUAAACUGGGUCCAAGAACUCACAUCGGACAGAAGGCCGUCUUCUUUCUGCCCCGACAGCUGGACGACUCCGGGGAGUGAAACCAUUCAUCCCAACACAACAGCGAUACCUCGACUGAAACUGACUGGAAGCUGCUAAAGGAAGAAUUUGGUAAUGCAGUUGACAGUGCUGGCUUGCAAGAAAAAAAAGGUGAAACUGUUUUUUUUGGUUUUUUUUAGCUCUGAUGCAAACACUGGUCUUUAUCCCCAACAGAAAUGCACUGUGCUUUAUCUUGUUUCUGUACACAACAUUCCACUUCAUCUGUGUUAGCAUAAAAUCUGAAGUUGGUACUGUCACAGGUGGCAGGUCUUCCUAUAGCAUUAAAGAACAACGUGUAAGAAAACAGUCUCAUCAUCAACAAACGCAGUGACAGAGCCAGAUGAGGUUCAAUCAGUAGGGACUGCACUGCUUUCAUUUGAUGUCAUUUAAGGGCCAUUUUAAAUGAUUUUGUUGGGAUGAGAGCAAAUGCAGUACACAAUAAUAUCCUAAAAUAUAAAGAAUUAAAGAAAAAGUCCUUGUGUAGUGCUGGUAAAUUUUUAUCAUUGUCUGUAAAAUUGUUUCCAGAUGACCGUGACAUUUGGCAGAGAGUUAGUCCAAGGGCAGGAACGAGUAACUCAUUUUUCAUGUGGAUCUGGAUCCAUGCAUGAUCGCAGGAAUUGCUUUAAAAGGAUCAUUGUGACUUAGGAAAAAUCUUAAAAAUGUCCUAUUUUCCCAUAAACUACUGAACCCUCUCACUUGAACGUUAGAUGACACAUGUAAUUGACUGGGAAUGUUCCUGGCUUGGUUUUCUAGUUUACUCUUCUGUAAUCUACGCUUCGCUCUUGAGAAAUAAUGCCUCAGCAGAAAAAAUAAAUAAAAUCAAUUACCAACAUGAAAAGGCCACCACAGGAUGUCAUGAGCUGAAAAGGUUAAGAGUGACAGCUCUCCCAGUACUUCUGGAUGUCGUCUCAUAUUCACAGCAGUUACACGUUUCUGCCACUUGGUGCCAGCACUGUGUAAAAUCACCCAGUGAAUCAUUUAACAUACAUGUCAUACAUACAUUUUCAUGCCUUUUCCUCCUCAGUGCUGUGACUUCAUAAAACUGACUUGUAAAUGAAUCCCUCUCUCUGGGUUUUAAUUGUAUAAUAACCAUAGAUGUAUUUAUCACAGUAACACAGACGACUCAGACAUGUCGCGUUAAAAGUGACAUUUAUUUAACACUAAACGUUUCCUGUACAGUUUCAUAACAACAAAACCCCAAGGUUGCAGCUCUACAUCACAUAGAAAUAAGCAGAGUGGGUCUGUAUCAAAGCCAUGGUAUGUAGUUAGAAGUAUGAAGUUAACUGUUUAAGGCAAACAGUUCAGUUUACUGGACCAGACUUAAAUCUGUAUUAACUCCUUCUAUUAACAACAACUGUGAUUAAAUCGUGAAAAACUGUUUUCUCCUGACACGCUGUCUGAGACCUGAUGGGAACGUCCUCUGGGUUUUAUCGGUUAUGUUUCUAAAAGUGCACCUGCAUACAACAUUCUUUGAUAUAGUUUCAAUACCCACAAGAUACUUAACAUUUUACACCUCAUGAAGAAGUUUCUUUAAAAAAAACAAAAAAAAAAAAAAAACAAAGUUGAUUUCCUUUCCCCAUGUGUCAAUUAAAUCUUAAGGCAAAACCCCACUUGGAAAUGGAAUUUGAGUUAUUUUUAUGCUCUAAGAUAAUGUGAUCCAAAUGCUUCAGCACGGUCAUUAACAGCUGAAAUCCAGACAGCCAAAGACUCCUCUCUGUAAUCACACAGCUUUUCCACUGACAGUGGAUGUGAUGUCGACUCCACUGACUCAUUGAGGAGUCACGCAAAACGUCAAACCGUUACAUCUAAAUUAGCUUUUUAAGGAUGUGAACCAGAAAACGUGCUCAUACGGCCCCCGAGAAAAAUCCUCUCAGUUGCUGUUGCUGUCCAAAAAAAAUUUAAUGUCUCCUUGCCAUCUGGUUAUUUAGUUGUGGCUUGUUUGUUUGUUUGUUUUUAAAUCAUCAUAAUCUAAGGUCAUAUAUGUAACUUUAACUCUUUUUCCAAGGUGAAUAAUUUUACCUGAUUUAACGUACAACAAAACAUUUAACAGGCAAAAUCAUAACU